ACAACAACACUCCGCCAUUUCACUGCUCUGAGCUCUGAGCCUCUCUCUGAUCAUUAUCGAUCAUUCUGAUCAGUUCUGAUCAGUGCUCAAUAAUCUGUAAAUGCACUAAAGCUCCCUUUGAUCCGUGACGUCACUGCGCACGAGGCAGGAUGGCGGCCGACCGGCGCGAGGACAAAGACGGAGAACUGAAUGUUCUGGAAGAUAUUUUGACUGAAGCUCCGGAUCAAGACGACGAGCUUUACAACCCGGAGACUGAACGACACGUUAGCGACAAGAAAGGAACGAAGAGGAAGAGUGAGCGCUCCGACAGCCAGGAUCUGAAGAGGCUUCGGCCGUCCUCUGGCCACGCCCCCUCCAGGUCCUCGUCCACCAAUAAGAGAGGUGCAGGUGCCCCGCUGCCCUCCUCCUCCUCUAAGAAGGUGGUGUCUAGCCCCCGCGGGCGCCCCGCUGCCACCGGCUACCGACAAGAAUACUAUGACGAGCGAAAGGGGCGGCGAGUGUCCCGAGAGGCGACCAGGAGCCGCGGAGGAGAAGAAGCACGGCGGCGAGAGUCCCAGCGAGGCCUGGAGGGUCUAAGCCAGAAGCUGCGGCGUGAUGAGCGGCGGACUAGCCCCUCCCCCCAACAGGAGGACAACCAAUCAGAAGAGGAGACAGCAGCAGAGUAUGGCUCAGAGCAGGGCUCAGGAAGCUCCUCUCCUGCCGCCUCUCAUGUAGAGGAGGAAGAUGAUCAGGAGGAAGAGGAGGAAGAAGAAGAAGAGGAGGGCAUGGAGGAGGAGGAAGAGGAGGAGGAGGAGGGAGAGAAGGAGGAUGAGGAGGAAGAGGAAGAAGAGGAGGAGUAUGAACGUCGUGGCGGCGAGGGGAACGACUACGAUACUCGCAGUGAGGCCGGCGACUCGCGUUCUGCUUCCUCCGUCAGUUUCUCUGAUGAUGGCGAAUCAGCUCGCUCCGGCUCCGCCUCUGAGGCUUCAGGUUCAGAGAAGAAACGGGAGAAGCUGUCGUCGUCGGUCCGAGCGGUUCGCAAAGGGAUGGAGACCUCUCCCUGUGUUGUUUCAGAUCCAACCAGUAAGCUGCGCUACAUCCUGCGAGACGCUCGCUUCUUCCUCAUCAAGAGCAACAACCACGAGAAUGUCUCCCUCGCUAAAGCUAAGGGCGUGUGGUCGACGCUGCCGGUGAAUGAGAAGAAGCUGAACGCAGCUUUCCGCUCAGCUCGGAGCGUCAUGCUCGUCUUCUCUGUGAGGGAGAGCGGCAAAUUCCAAGGUUUUGCUCGUUUGGCAUCAGAGUCUCAUCACGGCGGCUCUCCGAUCCACUGGGUUCUUCCAGCUGGCAUGAACGCCAAGAUGCUGGGAGGAGUCUUUAAGAUCGACUGGCUCUGCAGGCGAGAGCUUCCCUUCACGAAGACGGCUCACCUGUCGAAUCCCUGGAACGAACACAAGCCUGUGAAGAUCGGACGAGACGGACAGGAGAUCCAGCCGGAUAUUGGCGCUCAGCUCUGUGCCCUGUUCCCAUUGGACGAGAGCGUAGAUGUCCACCAGGUGGCCCGCCGCAUUCGUCACAAGCGUCGGACGCCGUCGGAGCCGCGGCCUCGAGGCCGACCGCCACAGCGUGAACCGGGAAGGCGUCGACCUGAAGAGUACGACCUCCACGGCAGGAAGCGGCCGCGCGCAGACUGUCCGCCCGACUUCAACCAGCGAGCAGGGUUCAUCCAGGACCUUCGUAACCAGCCGGUGGACAGACGAUUUUCCAGCGUGAGACGAGACGUAUUCCUCAACGGAUCUUAUAACGACUACAUGAGAGACUAUCAUCACAGCGUCGGCCCUCCGGCUCCUUGGCAGACUCUGGCGGCAUACCCUGGCGUGGAGCAGCCCCCCCCCCACCACCCCCCCUAUUACCAUCACAGCCACCCGCCCCCCCCUCCUCACCAGGCCUACCACCAUCACCACCACCCCCCCCUACCGCCACACGAGGCUCCGCCCCCUCGUUUUAGAGACAAACAGAGAGCAGCGCCGCCGCACCGCGCCUUCGCCUCCAGCCCGCACGACUACGACAUGCGUGUGGAUGACUUCCUGCGACGGACACAGGCGGUGGUGAGCAGCCGUCGGGAGCGUGAGCGGCAGCGUGAGCGCGAGCGUGGCGGACCGCGCCGUGAGAGAGAGCGAGAGCGAGCGAGGGACCGAGACCGAGAAAGAGAGAGGGACAAAGAGAGGGGACGGUACCGCCGGUGAUCUGCUGAUGUCACAUCCUGCCAGGCAGAUGAAGCGUGCAGCUGUAGGGGCUUUUAUUUUGGCAGUGAGUUCUUUUUGGCUGGUUUCCUGUUUUCUGUUGAAAAUUAUGAAUAAAACGAGCUGUAUGAUGACAUCAUCAGCCACAUAUCAGUUUU
Messenger RNA from Scomber scombrus (Atlantic mackerel), 2377 nucleotides. RefSeq names its product YTH N6-methyladenosine RNA binding protein C1 (gene ythdc1). Gene Ontology annotation, biological process: regulation of alternative mRNA splicing, via spliceosome; mRNA splicing, via spliceosome. Gene Ontology annotation, cellular component: nucleoplasm. NCBI's taxonomy places the organism in Eukaryota, Metazoa, Chordata, Actinopteri, Scombriformes, Scombridae. The record is from RefSeq and is a predicted model, not a curated record. Bases 150 to 2222 code for a protein of 690 amino acids. The transcript is spliced from 16 exons. Gene Ontology annotation, molecular function: mRNA binding; N6-methyladenosine-containing RNA reader activity.